This is a messenger RNA of Haplochromis burtoni (Burton's mouthbrooder), 2507 nucleotides long. RefSeq names its product bmi1 polycomb ring finger oncogene 1a (gene bmi1a). Gene Ontology annotation, molecular function: promoter-specific chromatin binding. NCBI's taxonomy places the organism in Eukaryota, Metazoa, Chordata, Actinopteri, Cichliformes, Cichlidae. Gene Ontology annotation, cellular component: PRC1 complex. Gene Ontology annotation, biological process: negative regulation of transcription by RNA polymerase II. Bases 418 to 1425 code for a protein of 335 amino acids. The record is from RefSeq and is a predicted model, not a curated record. The transcript is spliced from 10 exons.
GGCGGUCGAACUACAAGCCAUUUUGGGGACGGUGUCAGUUUCCACGGAGCACACACACACACUGCUGCGUUUUACUGGGGGGCGAAGCGGAUAUUUUGGAGGCAAAGUUAUCGGUGCCGAAGUGGGAAGCUUUCCGAGCCGGAGCCGAAGGACCGGGAUCUCUUGGAAGGCGUCUGUCGGACACGCACACGCCGCGCAAUCGCCGAGGAAACGGGGAGUUUUUAUUCGCACAUCUGAAAUGCGCUCCAGUCCGCCGUGCGCUCUCCGCCACUGACAGCGUCUGCAGCCUGCUUCAAGAUGGCGGCUCUACUCCUAUUCAUUUUCUGCUGAUCGCCUCCCAACUUUCAUUGUCUACUCGCCUCGGUGCCCACCGAUUCCCGGCCGAACCUUCAGGGAUUGUUGUUCCUUCCUCUCAACAUGCAUCGGACGACCAGGAUAAAGAUUACCGAGCUCAACCCUCACCUCAUGUGCGUUCUGUGUGGAGGAUACUUCAUAGAUGCAACCACCAUCAUCGAAUGUCUUCAUUCAUUUUGCAAGAUGUGCAUUGUGCGCUAUCUGGAAACCAGCAAAUACUGUCCCAUCUGUGAUGUACAAGUGCACAAAACCAAGCCACUGCUCAACAUUAGGUCUGACAAAACUUUACAGGACAUUGUGUACAAACUGGUCCCCGGCCUCUUCAAAAAUGAGAUGAAGAGGAGAAGAGACUUUUACGCAGAGCACCCCGUAGAUGCGUCUAAUGGAACAAAUGAAGAUCGUGGAGAGGUAGCAGAUGAGGACAAGAGAAUUAUUACAGACGAUGAGAUCAUCAGCCUCUCUAUUGAGUUCUUUGAUCAAAGCAGACUGGGAGGAGCAGUGGAGGACAAGCAGUCAAAAGAUCAGGUGGCUAACAAGAGGUACUUGCAGUGUCCAGCAGCCAUGACAGUUAUGCAUCUGAGAAAGUUUCUGCGCAGCAAAAUGGACAUCCCAAACACCUACCAGGUUGAAGUCAUGUAUGAAGAUGAACCUCUGAAAGAUUACUACACGCUAAUGGAUAUAGCAUAUAUCUAUACUUGGAGAAGGAACGGCCCGCUGCCGCUGAAGUACCGAGUCCGACCCAACUGUAAGAAGAUGAAGGUGAGCCACGCGCAGCAGGAAGGUCAGAACAGCGCGAGCAGAUCCGGGCAGGAGAGCGACUCUGCCAGCGACAAAGCCGGAAGUCCAGCCGGGGCUCCGUCCACGUCCUCGUCUCUGCCGAGCCCCGGCACGCCUGCGCAGUCCCCGCACCCGCACGGCAACAGCAACAACAACAGCAGCGGCUGCACAGUCAACGGGACUCCCACCGCCACAGCCCCGAGCCCUAGCCGACCCUUCACCCAGUUCUGCGGCGGCAACGGCGGCAAACCCCGAAAGGUUUCUCUGAACGGCUCGUCGACCUCAUCCGGAUGACGCGGGGCUCCAAGCAGUGCCGGACCAGACCAGCCAACGCCAGACACCCGCUCAGCUAAUACUGUUUUCAUGCCAACGUAGUUACAUUGUGUAGACAAUGUGCUCUCUCUCUCUCUCUCUCUCUCUCUCUCUCUCUCUCUCUCUCUCUCUCUCUCUCUCCAUUUGUUGUUCUCAAUAUUAUGGCGUCAUCUGUAAGUUUAAACGUAGUGGAAUCGGAGACAUUUCAAAAUAAAAUAAAAAAAGAAAGAAAGAAGAAAGGAAAAGCGGCGUGGGAAUUUUGAAAAGAAAACGAGAUGUCGAGGGUGGAGGAGGAGGGGAAAAGGAAGUUUGGAAGGAUGGAGAAGGACAAACAUGUACUUUUUUUUGAAAGAAAAAGCUGCAUCUUUAUUUUCCUGAAGUGACUGAAGGUGACUCUUCUGUUCCUGUUUUCACGUCUUUCAAAUUAAAAGUGUUUAUCAUGAUUACUUCAUGUGCGUGUGGGGUGGAAACUUUAAACAUGCAUGCUCAUGGUAGCGCCACUUUCCUUAUUUUAUUUUUCAUUUUUUUUUUGGUCUCAGAGAAGAUUCGCUUGUUUGUCCCAUGAGUGUAAUUUUGGACGUUUUUUUUCUUUUCUUUUUUUUAAAGAAGUGUCCAGGCACACCUUGUACCAAUGAAAGGAGAAAACAAAAAAGUUUGUAUAGGGCUGUAGGGUGGACAAAAAACCUACGGAAGAAGAAUCGACUUUACUUUUUACUGGAAGAAGAAAAACGUUUCUUGUAACUGCAGUGGACUCGGAUUGCUCGUCCUCCACGACUUUAACGCUCCGUUUUAGAGAAUCCGUGUGUAAAUAGAAGCAAAAUGCAUAUUUAAUCAGCGGCGAUGUUAUUCUCUUAUUCCCCUUUAUUCCGUGGGGAUGACUUGGGCUCCUCUUCAGCUUCAUUUCAUGCUCAACGACAGAUGUUUUGAUGUCUCUUUGUUUGUUUUUUGUUUUUUUCUUGUGUUUUUUUUUCUUUCCGUAUUUGUAUCGCUCGAUUGUAUGGACAAGUUAUUGUAUUGUUACUGUUGCACAGUAUAAAACAUCUAAAUAAAACAUUUUACACUUA